GGGGAUGCUAAAAUUCUGAGGAAGGUUUUACAGGAGUCUGAUACAACGGACUGCAGUUGCAUGGAGUUGUACAGUAGAAACAGCCGGUAUCGUCAGGCACCGCGGGCUCCAGUUCGCCGAGAACACCAAAGUCAGCCACGCAUAAAUAACAACUGCGCAAGGUGUCGGAAAAGGAAACCAGGAAACCCUAAAAUCCCGCAGCACUGUCCCUCUUGUCUUUGUCCUCCCGACGUCGUCAGAUCAUCGUCCGGCGGAUUGAGGGGAGUCGAAGACAUGGACGAGGUCCUUGCGAGGUUCGAGGAACUUGCCCGUGACCCCCGGGAAUUCGGAGGUCCUGUGAUCCAGCAACCGAGCGGAAGACCGACGAUCAACUCUGUGCAGGGUGUGAAAAACUGCGUCCGACUUCAUCCGAAGAAGCCGAUGAGUAGCCUGGCGGUUCGUCAACAGCGGAAAAGCGAGCAGGACCAGAUGCUCAAUGUCCUUUAUCACGACCUGAUGAGCUCGGGUUUGGCGAACGAGGAAACGACCCGGGCAGCCUGUGCCAAGUAUCAAACUCCCAUCAAGAGUCUCCGACAAAGGCCAAAUCGUCGAGUGGAAAGGAGCAGAGUUGAUCAGAGUAACCACGAGGUUACGGACCUGGACAGCGACGCCGUGCUUCGGUAUUUCCGGGACUACAAUACCCCGAAGGGACGAUCAGUGGGAGUCUCGAUCCAGAAGGAGGACGAGGUCGGGUCGAAGGAGAUGGACCUUGAGGACGAGGAGCAGCGAAGGCAGUUGGAGAAGGACAAUAGAGAGCUUAACGAGCUCAGCAAAGAAGUCCGCCAAUUCGAGAUGGAGAAGGGUGGUGAUACACAGUGGGAGAAAAGACGUCCCGGUGAGGACGGAGACCAACUGAAACGUAGGGUUAGUUUUCUGCCGAGUAAACUUCCGGCCACAACGCAGAAUUGCGAGGUCAUCGGGAACCAGGACGCCAGGAGCAGGAGUCCUUCGGGCGAUCAUGGGGCUGAUGGUGGUAACGUACAGCGCAAGUCGACGUCCUUGAUUACUCAAGGCAACGACGAGGAAUCAGGGGAGAAUUUAAUGGGCCCUGAGGAUUACGGCAAGAUCCAAUCUCGAGAAUCCAGCUUGUCCCGGGAUCUCAAGGAUAUUUUAUACCCUGAUCCUACCUACGGUAGGUGUCUCGCAACUCCGACAACUCGGACCUCCAAGAACAACGAUGGGCAGGUCAUUGAGGCUAACGAAACUAGGACUGGUCUGUCUCAGAGCAACAAAACUACACCUGGGAAUACAAAGAAGUUGGUCUAUGCUGGGGGUGACCUUGACUUACAUGCCAGCAAAAGCUACAUCGUUGAUCUGAUCGACAGAGCUUUGAGCAGGGAACUCGGCACUGCUAUCGAAGAGAGAAAGGUGGAAAGCGUCGCACGUCCGAGUCAGUCGGAGAAAGAAAUUUGCGUUGAAAUAGCGCGGGCUCUUCAGGGUGACUGCUGCAGUAUAACUUACGCCCAAAAUUGCAACGCGCCCGAAUACGUAAGGCAUCUGAAAUUACUGCGGUGGGAUUAUCUUAACCACAUUCAGGACGAGCUGAGGAAACUGCAAAACGUCGAAAGGAUCUUGGAUUCUUAUUCGCCCAGACAAUCGCUUCCUCUUUCACAGUCGUCUCAAGCCUCUUCUUCGACCGAACAAAAGAAACACCAUCAAAACAUUAUAUGA
This is a messenger RNA of Neodiprion fabricii, 1710 nucleotides long. RefSeq lists its product as uncharacterized. The record is from RefSeq and is a predicted model, not a curated record. The coding region runs from base 61 to 1710 and encodes 549 amino acids. Lineage: Eukaryota; Metazoa; Arthropoda; Insecta; Hymenoptera; Diprionidae. The transcript is spliced from 4 exons.